Molecule: messenger RNA, 3980 nt
Organism: Dreissena polymorpha
Lineage: Eukaryota; Metazoa; Mollusca; Bivalvia; Myida; Dreissenidae
Exons: 6
Coding region: 152-3394 (1080 amino acids)
Biological process (GO): regulation of transcription by RNA polymerase II; epidermal cell differentiation
Cellular component (GO): nucleus
Molecular function (GO): RNA polymerase II cis-regulatory region sequence-specific DNA binding; DNA-binding transcription factor activity, RNA polymerase II-specific
Source: RefSeq, a predicted model, not a curated record
GGCUGAACGAUUUUCCGCGCAUGCGCAUUUCCUUUAAUCCUCAAACGCGCUUGAUAUGAAAAUAGAACACAACGUGAAAAUCUGACUGAUGACUUGUCAGCUAUGAAGUUUCGUGUAUAUAUGUUGACAUUUGUUCACACGGACGGACACUAUGCCAAAAACUUUCUUGGUGAAACGGGACAGUGAAUCACAUGAAUUAAAUGCGUCAGGAACCAUAAAAUAUACGUCAAAUGUCCGUUUAGACGGAACUAUCAAUUGCAAUGAGGUUAAAUCAAGUCUGACAGAAGUGACAGUUCAAGGUAGGGUCAUAUCAAGAGACGCUCAAUGUGUGAGGAAUAAUCAGGCAAUGGAUUCCACACCUCCAUCAACAUCAGCAGUCCCGGUGCUCGGGGAAUCAUCUUCGCGUACCAACAUACGACCGAACGGAACAACGCGACAGGAUGACUACACGAGAGAGGCAUCGGAGGCGGUUGGCGCUUCCGGCAGCGAAAGCACCCGGGCACUGCUGAAGAAGGCGCUGACGACGCUGGUGAGCACGGACUAUGACGCAGUGACGCCGCCUAGGAGGACGGGAAAGGAGAACACGACGCCUGUUAGCAGCAAGCCGAAACUGUUCAGACCGUAUGAUCUGGAUGAUAACAAAUGCGACAGUGAUACCUCUACCAACCAGACUUUUAUUUCGCCGAUUUUGGUAAGAGCGAAUUACGGAACUGGACUGGGUGACUGGCAUAUCGAAAAAAGAAGCAAGUCAGAAUCGCUCUCAUAUACGCAGACCAGUGUGCCGUGCACCUCAGUACACGGACUUAAAGCGGAGACCAGACCUACAUACGUACUAUCUGAUACUCGUUUACCACCGAAGCUAGUUCUGACAUCUCUCGAACCGCUCCGGUCAUCGACGCCCAAAAAUUCGCCAUGUAUCUCACCAGCCUCGUCUCAAUCUGAAACACGCAUCUCUCAGAAGUUGCUGACGUCUCCGGUAGUAAACAAUUGUCCUAGUGACAGCAGUAGAACGUGGACAUCAUUGAUGGGAACCAAUAACUACGUCUUAGAUAACACGGAAACAUCCAUUAGUGGCAAUAUGCAAGCACAGAGGCCAAAUGUAGUGUUUCAAGGAUCUCAUAGCUCUAGAGAGCAUAGUCUAAGACUGCCAUUAAAACACAGUUACAAAAACACCAUUACAAUCGGCACCGAAAGUGGUGGGCAUCAUUCCGCUGUGAGUAUCAGCAAGGUAGAGAGCGACCGACAGCGGUCCAACAGCUGUCCACCAGUAACGAACGCCGCCCCGGGGUCGGCACAUCCUGUCCCCCGACGCUGGGACUCCACCCGCAGACUGACCGAGCAGACACCCCCUGUACAAAUAGAGAUUCUGAAGGAAACCUGGGCUAAGCACCAUGCCAUCAUGACGUCCAGAAAUAUCCGCCAAGACGAUUUCGCACCCAGUUUACCGUCCUUUGCAACAUUUGCCAAUCAUAAAAGUGAAGCCUUUAAGAACAAUUCUUCUUACAACGCCAGACUUGAGCCAGAUAAUGGAUGCUCUAAUAAGGUUAAACACAUGAGAAGCAAGAGUGAGGAAACGUCAGAAAUAUCGAAGGGUGGAACUUCUCGACUCAGUUUACCGUCCACAAAAAAUGAAUGUUCUGAACUUCCACAGCGGUCUAUUGUUGACACCGAGGCUGACAAACAUACCAUUGCCUCAACAAUCAGUGAUCGCUCAACGACUGCCCCGUCCACUGUUUGCCCGAAAUCCAAGUCGAUGAUCCAAGCUUAUACAAGCCAGAAUGGGACGCAUGAGUCCACCAGGAGUCUAGUAAAUGGAUGUCGAGGGGACAAUUUUUCGACUACCACGGCUCCUACAAGAACUAAGUCACCGCCACCAAAACGCUUCCCUUACUCGGGAAUGGAAUAUUUUAAACCGAGACCGGAGUUUUACCGGUCAGACGCGCAUUGUCUUACGGACUACGCGUUCAAGCAUCCGCUAUACUACCACUCACUGCCUCUCCAGACGUUCAGAAUGGAACACGCGUUGCCGAAGUACUGGAUCCCCAAUGAAGCUGCGGUGGACCGACCUAACAAUUCGGCGCACAGACUUCAUGACAAACCUGACUUAUGCGUGGACCAGAUCACACCCAUAAGCGCAGGCGCAUUCAGCACUUCCGGUCUCCAAAAACUGUCCAGCGUCAACAGCCUUCCACCAGCGCCGCCCGCCAACCUUCCGGUGGCGCCUCUCCUAAAUCUGAUAAAGGAUCAGAGCGCCCUGCCGGGAGUGGAGGUGAUCAACGGAGGCUACGGCAUCAAGAACCCGUCCUUUAGUGCUCCCAAGGCGCAGGACUUCCCGGACGAGUCACUUUCGGCAGACAACUCCAAGUUCGUCUGCAAGUUCUGCUCGAAGGAGUUCAGCCUACAACGCCUGCUGAACCGUCAUCUGAAGUGUCACUCGGACGUGAAGCGCUACUUGUGCACGUUUUGUGGCAAGGGAUUCAAUGAUACAUUUGACCUCAAGCGACACACAAGGAUCCACACAGGUGUGAAGCCGUACAAGUGUCCGUCCUGUGAUAAGUCGUUCACACAGCGCUGCUCCCUGGAGUCGCACACACGCAAGGUGCAUGGCGCAGAUCUGCCUUACGGAUACAAACAGAGAAGGACCAAGGUGUAUGUCUGUGAAGACUGCGGGCAUUCAACGUCGGAUCCGGAGAACCACUUCGUUCAUUUGCAACAAAACCACCCGUUCUGUCCCGCGCUAGCAAGGUGUCACGACAAGCGGCAGUUCAAAUUCAGAUCUGACGGUAUAGAGGGUGCGGACCAAAGGGAACAAGAACGCUCCUCGGGUGAUUCGGACACGAAUGCCAAGACGGAAGAGGCGUCGACAGCGCGUGCUCGGGAUCCGUUGGCCUACAGCAAUUCUAUUAGUCGUAGUUUGCAGUUAGAAACCCCGACAGCUUGUGUAAAAGUAAAUAAAAUACAAGCGCCUGUAUCGGCACCGGCCAAUAUCGGAUCAAACAAACCCGAGGUUCAGGUCGUUCCACAGGAGCGCAUAGAACAAUCGGCACGCUUUUCACCACCAUCCUUGAGUCAGAACAUCCGCUAUUGCGACAUCAGAGUGGCGAACAAGCGUCCAGACACGACUUCGCCCAAGUGUUCACCUGUCAAAAAGGCACGGAAUAAUGAAACGCCUCUCUCUUUUGAACGAGGCGCGUGUGAGAAUGAGAGGCAGGCGGAACCACCGGGUAAGGUCGCGUUCAUGCCGCACGUUAAGAAGCGCCCUCUGGGCUCUUUGACACAAAACACCCUGUACGAUCUGCAUCCAAACACUGGCAAGCAGACGCCGACGAAGUCCAACCCUCCACUGGGGAUGCGUCUACCGCUAGGACAGAUCGUCCGCCCGAACUGUUGGUGAAAGUCGUCUGCAGACAUCUGUAUUGACAAUGUAUAUUGCUGUAUAUAGUUUUAGUCAAUUAUCUGUCCUCUAAUGACUGUGAUAUAGUUCUGUAUAGUUCUGUAUAGUUCUGUACAUGAAUAUUUGUUUGUGUCGACAACGAUUGUGUACGAUUAUUAAGGGUUUAGGCAAAGUUAGGCGCAUUGCAUCCAUCACAUUUUUUGAAAUCCGAUUUAUUAUUGUGUUGUGUUUUCAUGUUAAAUGUAAUGUUCAAGAAAUGAUGUACUUUUCAUUAAAUAAGUCAUCAAUUAUUGCUCAGCAUUGCUCUCUCAAUGAGCGUUUUUAUAGAUAACAGUAGCAACGGCGUUUUGUUAUCUCUCGUUUACAAUAAGAUUCGUUGACUGUCUUCGUUUAACUGUUUGUUAGGCCGGAAAGUACCUUUAAAAGUGUCAUUUUUUUGUUUCUUUCUGCGUUGUUUCGUUGUUGUUUAACUCAGGAUUUGUUCACCUUUCUGUCCCUAUUUGCAGUAUUAUUGUUUAUUUUUACUUAUUUCGUGUUUCUUUUGUUAUGAGUCUUAUAAUUGCUUGCCACAUUUUUAUUUUUUUCU